AUGCUGCUCCGACAAGCGCUCCGAAACAAUUAUGCACUACGAACACAGCUGCCACGCUCGUUAGAGGCGGGCAGCUUGCGCACAAGCAAUGCACCCACUGCUCAGCCAAGCUGGUCAAGAUUUUCAUCUAGCGAAGCAGCGACAAGCGGUGCUGAGGACUCGGAAGCAUUGUUACUGGCAAAAGUCAAGUCCGGUAUCAAAGAAGCAAUGAAGGCGAAGGAUUCGCUCACCUCGACCGUGCUGCGCUCCAUUGUCUCUGAACUCCAGUACUCGUCCAAGCAAAAGGGAAACCAGGUCUCAAAAGUGUCCAAGCUCAUAACAAAGGCCAUCAAGCGCAGGCACGAGACCGCAAAGCAGUUCCGCGCCGCCAAACCACCCAGAGAGGAUCUCGCCCAACAGGAGGAAAUGGAAGCAGCCGUGUUGGAAAAGUUCUUGCCAGAAGCCAAGUGA
This is a messenger RNA of Mycosarcoma maydis (corn smut), 450 nucleotides long. RefSeq lists its product as uncharacterized. NCBI's taxonomy places the organism in Eukaryota, Fungi, Basidiomycota, Ustilaginomycetes, Ustilaginales. The transcript is spliced from 2 exons. Gene Ontology annotation, molecular function: carbon-nitrogen ligase activity, with glutamine as amido-N-donor. The record is from RefSeq and is a predicted model, not a curated record. The coding region runs from base 1 to 450 and encodes 149 amino acids.